UUCUUUAUUUCCCACUUACACAACCACCUACCUCCAAGCUCCAUAUAGUUGAUAGAUGUUCAAACAUAAAUUUAUUUAUUUUUUACAAUAUAAGACGUUUUGAUAGAUGUUCCCUGUAAUUUAUUUAUCGCCUGUGUUUGGUGCUGCUCUUUUACUGGUUUGCUCUAGUUAGGUCUACAAUGGCUCCUCUUAUGUUGUUAUCUUUCAUGCUUUCCAUCUUCUCAAUCUCUGGUCUUCCUCACUCUCCCGAUAAUCUCUCUCACGAACAACAGCAACAUUUACUCUUACAAUUCAAAUCUGCCAUUUCGAACAACAACAAAACUUCACUGGCAGAUUGGACUCCCCAUCUCCCCCUCUGUAAUUGGACAGGUAUUACUUGUGAUCCAUCUUCUCACUCUAUCCUCGCUCUUAAUGUAUCCUACAUGAAUUUAGAUGGCACCAUUUCCCCUGUUCUUGGGAAUCUCUCCUCUCUUCAAUCUCUGGAUCUCUCCACCAAUGCUCUCACUGGUCACAUUCCACCUCAACUUGGUCAGCUUCGCCAUCUGCAGACACUCUGGUUGGAUGAGAAUAAGCUACAAGGAAUCAUUCCUCCCUCUCUCUCCGAUUGCCGCAGUUUGAUUUCACUGGCACUCUCCCGUAACCAAUUGCAUGGCAGAAUUCCGCCUGAGCUUAGUCUUCUCCCAAGUUUGAAUUACCUUGACUUGUCAGUAAACAAUCUCACCGGUACCUUAUCCCCCUCUUUAGGAAAUCUGUCCACCUUAGUUGCAUUUGGUGUGGCAGACAAUGAUCUCACAGGUACCAUUCCUGUUGAGUUGGGAUCCCUGUCUCAACUACAGGUACUCUCCCUUUAUAGAAAUCAAUUGUCAGGCCCCAUUCCCAGCUCAUUGGGAAAUCUGUCUGUCUUGAUUAAUUUAGCAUUGGCAAGUAACCAUCUCCAAGGUCCUAUUCCCCCUGAAGUGGGCAUGCUCACUCAGCUACAGGUUAUUGAUCUUUUUGAUAACCACUUAUCAGGCAACAUUCUCUCCUCCUUAACAAAUCUGUCAAAGCUGAAUGAAUUGCUUUUAUUUGAAAACCGGCUGAGCGGUCAUAUUCCGUGGGAAAUUGGUACAAAGCUCACCAAGUUGCAAAUCCUUAGUUUAUGGGGAAAUCAGCUUAAUGGAAACAUACCAAACUCCAUUGGAAAUUGCUCCAGUCUCACGGCACUCGGUUUAAAUGACAACAUGCUCAGUGGAAUGGUGCCAAAGGAGCUUGGUAAGUUGAGUCUCCUUACCCGGCUUUACUUGCAAAUGAAUCAACUUGUUAGUACCAGCAAAAACACAUUGGAUUUUUUCACUGCUCUCACAAAUUGCUCCCACUUGGAAAAUAUAGGACUGUCAUACAAUCGUAUUACUGGUAUAUUGCCUCCAUCCAUCGGUCAACUGUCUUCCAGUCUUAUUGAUUUGGAUUUAAAAUACAACAUGAUAAGUGGAACCAUACCUCAACAAAUUGCCAAUCUGACAAAUUUGAACUCCUUAGACUUGAGCAAUAACCUUUUCAGUGGCAGUAUUCCAUUUGUAAUCAAAAGAUUCCACAAGUUGGAAAGAUUGUAUUUAGGUGGGAACAAAUUACAAGGAACCAUUCCAGGUGAAAUAGGUCAAAUGCAACAUCUGGGACUCUUGAAUCUUAGUCACAACCAGUUAUCUGGAAAAAUACCAGAUUCUCUUUGUAACUCCCAGCAGCUACGAUAUCUCUAUUUUCAGCACAACAAUUUAUCAGGGGAGAUCCCUGCUAGUUUAAAGCAAUGCCAGAAGUUGGAGCUCCUUGACUUAUCUUACAAUAAAUUAGGGGGAAGGAUACCCCGUGACGUCAUUGCCAGCCUUAAAAACCUACAAUUCUAUCUUAAUCUUUCAUGGAAUUCUUUGCAAGGGUUCUUGCCCAAGGAGAUGAGUAAAAUUGUAAUGGCUCAAGCCAUAGACAUAUCUGGAAAUCAACUCACUGGGGUGAUUCCAAAUGCUCUUGGAGACUGCACAAAUUUAGAGCGUCUAAAUCUGUCCCACAAUGCCUUUGAAGGUCCAAUACCAAAGUCGCUCUCCAAAUUACAAAAUCUCCAAGAAAUGGAUGUUUCUUUCAAUAAUUUGUCAGGCCGAAUUCCAGAAGGAGGGUUGUUUCCAAAUAGAACUGUCAUAACAUUGUUUAUGGGAAACCUUGGCCUAUGUGGCCCAAAAAACUAUUCUUUGCCUCCAUGCCCAAAUCAAACCCAGAAGACACGAUCACUGCUCAGAAAAAUAGUCUUAUCAGUUGUUGGAACCAUUGCAUUUGUAUUAUUCAUUUUCAUUAUAGGAAUGCUAUGGAGGCAGAAACUUUCAAGACAACCAUUCCGUCUCUCAAACUUUAUUUUUCGAAGGCUCAGCUAUCCGAAAUUUUCUUAUGAAGAUCUUGUCCUUGCAACAUCUGGAUUUGAUGAGGCAAACUUGAUUGGAGUGGGUAACUUUGGAUCAGUAUACAGAGGCAUUUUGAGGGAUGGGAAGACAGUUGCCAUUAAGGCUCUUAAUUUACAGAAUGAAGAAGCUCAGAAGAGCUUUAAUAUAGAAUGCAAAUUGUUAGGGAGAAUUCGGCACCGUAACCUCGUCAAAAUCAUAAGUGCAUUUUACUAUCCUGGCUUCCAAGGUUUGGUUCUUCAAUUUGCAUCUAAUGGGAGCUUGGAAAAGCAUUUGCACCUUGACAGAGAUGAUCAGGGCUUUUGUGAAUUGGGAUUCAACGAAUGCUUAAACAUUGCUAUAGAUGUAGCCCAUGGAAUGGAAUAUUUACAUCAUGAUUGUCCUUUACAAAUUGUGCACUGUGAUUUGAAACCUAGCAAUGUGCUCCUGGAUGACAACAUGACAGCUCUGGUGACUGAUUUUGGUAUAUCCCGUUUGACUAGUACUCCAAGUUCCACAGAUUCACUGACUACAACAACAUUUGCACUUAGAGGAUCAAUUGGUUAUAUUGCUCCAGAGUAUGGAUUGGGUGGGAGUGUUUCUAUAAAGGGGGAUGUUUACAGUUAUGGAAUUCUGAUAUUAGAGAUGGUUACAAGGAAGAGGCCAAGUGAUGACAUGUUUGUGGGAGACAUGACCUUGCAGAAGUGGGUGAGAUUGUCUUUUCCAAAUAGACUGGCAGAUAUUGUUGAUAACAGGUUGCUGAGUGAUGUGAAUGCAAACAUGGAAGAGAAUGGAUUUCUUCUUUCUUUCAUUUAUUUUGCAUUGCUUUGCGCCAAUGAAUCACCAAGAGAACGACCCUCCAUGAGAGAUGUAGCCAUGGCCUUGGAGAACCUCAGGACAUCUUUCACAGGAAAUGCAGCUUCUUCCAAUUUAGCAUCUAGCAUAUCAGACCUCCUACAUGAUACCAAUCCCACUGCAUUAUCGGCAUCUGACAGUAGUUCUACAUUUUAGAUGUUUUGAGUUCCAUUUAAAUACUUUUAGUGCUUUCUAUUAGCUAUUUAAAGUCUAUCGUUUCUCACAAGCUUGUCUACUUUUAUGCAAAAUCCUCAGGUUAAAUUGUAAUUAUUUAAACAAGAAAGAUGUUCCAAAUCAUGUGCAUGCACUACAACUUAAGAAAGUAUAUAUAUUGUUGAAAUGGUUAAAA
Messenger RNA from Cryptomeria japonica (Japanese cedar), 3600 nucleotides. Its product is annotated as probable LRR receptor-like serine/threonine-protein kinase At3g47570. Gene Ontology annotation, molecular function: protein binding; ATP binding; protein kinase activity. Gene Ontology annotation, biological process: protein phosphorylation. The transcript has 2 exons. The record is from RefSeq and is a predicted model, not a curated record. NCBI's taxonomy places the organism in Eukaryota, Viridiplantae, Streptophyta, Pinopsida, Cupressales, Cupressaceae. Bases 180 to 3407 code for a protein of 1075 amino acids.